Molecule: messenger RNA, 1345 nt
Organism: Drosophila elegans
Lineage: Eukaryota; Metazoa; Arthropoda; Insecta; Diptera; Drosophilidae
Product: aldo-keto reductase family 1 member B1
Exons: 1
Coding region: 138-1073 (311 amino acids)
Cellular component (GO): cytosol
Molecular function (GO): aldose reductase (NADPH) activity
Source: RefSeq, a predicted model, not a curated record
AACCGGCUGAGCGGGCCAACAGUUGCCCGCGAAACCUUCGACGUGCUGGAGCGGACAGAGAUUGCUCCUCCAUAAUUACCACAUCGCCGCAGAAGCGUCCAAUUUGCACAGCGUUAAUUAUCAGCGCCAGCGACACGAUGACCAAUCUGGCUCCCACCAUCCGGCUGAACAACGGGCGCGAGAUGCCGAUCUUGGGCCUGGGCACCUGGAAGUCCUUCGAGUCGGACGCGUACCACUCGACGCGCCACGCCCUCGACGUGGGCUAUCGGCACCUGGACACCGCCUUCGUCUACGAGAACGAGGCGGAGGUGGGCCGGGCGAUCGGCGAGAAGAUCGCGGAGGGAAUGGUGACCCGCGAGGAGGUGUUCGUGACGACCAAGCUGGGCGGGAUUCACCACGACCCCGGGCUGGUGGAGCGCGCCUGCCGCCUGAGCCUGAGCAACCUGGCCCUGGAGUACGUGGACCUCUACCUGAUGCACAUGCCCGUGGGCCAGAAGUUCCACAACGACAGUAACGUUCACGGCACCCUGGAGCUGACGGACGUGGACUACCUGGACACCUGGCGCGAGAUGGAGAAGCUGGUGGACCUGGGCCUGGUGCGCAGCAUCGGCCUUUCCAACUUCAAUGCGGCGCAGACGGAGCGCGUGCUGGCCCACUGCCGCAUCCGGCCGGUGGUCAACCAGGUGGAGUGCCACCCCGGCUUCCAGCAGCGCCAGCUGCGGGAGCACGCCAAGCGGCACGGCCUGGUCAUCUGCGCCUACUGCCCCCUGGCCCGUCCCCAGCCCGCCCGCCAGUGGCCGCCGUUCCUCUACGACGCGCACGCCCAGCAGCUGGCCAAGAAGUACGGGAGGACCACGGCCCAGAUCUGCCUGCGGUACCUGAUCCAGCUGGGCGUGGUGCCACUGCCCAAGUCCUCGAACAAGUCGCGCAUCGAGGAGAACUUCCGGGUCUUCGACUUCGAGCUGAGUCCGGAGGACGUCGCCGGCAUGGAGCAGUACCACACGGGGCAGCGCACGGUGCCCUUCUCCGGAAUGGCCGGUCACAAGUACUACCCGUUCCACGAUGAGUUCUAGGCUCCAUCCGAAGGGCGUUUCAGAAAUUUCUGGCCGCCGCUGUGCCAGAAGUUCAAGGGCUUUAAUUGAGUUUUGGAGUUAAUUUGCUUAUUCUUUAAGAACAAUUGUUUCGAAACCUACUGUUGGUCUGGUUUUAAAUCGUUUACUCAACGUGAAAGAGGUGUGUGGGAUCCCGAUCUUGACCCUUGGUUGAGAUUUAUUGGAAAAUAUUUCUAAGGCACCCCCGCAAAUGUAGUAUUUGUAUUGUAAAAUAAAGUAUACUACUUAGAAAA